This is a messenger RNA of Acinonyx jubatus (cheetah), 4292 nucleotides long. RefSeq names its product KTI12 chromatin associated homolog (gene KTI12). NCBI's taxonomy places the organism in Eukaryota, Metazoa, Chordata, Mammalia, Carnivora, Felidae. Bases 2364 to 3428 code for a protein of 354 amino acids. The transcript has a single exon. The record is from RefSeq and is a predicted model, not a curated record.
AUAACCAAAUAUUAAAAAAAAAAGCACUACUAGUUAACAUUUAAUAAGUGCUUAGUAUGCACCAGACACUGAAUUAUGUGAAUUAACUCAUUUAAUUCUCACAAGAAUUCUUUUGAGGUGGCUAAUGCUGUUACCUUCAUUUUAGAGAUGAGAAAACUAAGGCACAGAGCAGUUAAGUAACUUCCUCAAGAUCACAUAGCUAGUAAGCGGUGGAGCCAAGAUUCAGACCCAGGCACUAUGGCAUUAGAGCCUGCACUCCACCAGUAAACCACACUGCCUUACAGUCUCAAGUUGAAUAGUCUCGAGUUUCAGUUAGGUUUAGUCUAUGCACUGAUGCAAAUAACUGAUGCAAAGGAGAAGAAAAGGCAGAGCAGGGGAGGGAAGGCUAAACACUGAUCUAAGUGCUUUACAUACAUUAAUUUAUUUAAUCUUCGUAACCUAUGAGGUUGGUUCAGCCUGUGAAAUAAGAACUGUUGUUAUUGUAUGGGAGAGGAAUUGAGACACAGAAUGAUUAAAUAAUUUGUCAAUUGAUUACACAGCUACUAAGUGAUAAAGCCAAUACAUGAAUGUUCUCUAUUGUACUGUACUGGAGAGAUACAAAGACCCAAAAUAUGUGCAUCUACUUUAUUAAAAAAAUGUUUUAAUAUUUAUUUUGAGAGAGAGAGAGAAAGAGCAAGCAUGAGCAGGGGAGGGUUGGAGAGAAAGGGAGAGAGAGAAUACCAAGCAGGUUCCGCGCUGUCAGUGCAAAGCCUGACACGGGGCUCAAACUCAUGAACUGUGAGAUAAUGAUCUGAGCCGAAAUUAAGAGUUGGACACUUAACCAACUGAGCCACCCAGGCGCCCCUGUGCAUCUACUUUAUACACACACAUACUUGCACAGAAACUCACACUUCUGCACCUACAAAAUUAUAAUUGACCCUAAACAAUGCUGGGAUGGGGGCUUAGGGAUGCUGACCACCUGCUUAGUCAAAAUCUGCAUAUAACUUUUGACUCCCCAAAAACUUAACUACUAAUAAUCUACUGUUGACUGGAAGCCUCACUGAUAACAUAAACAGUCCAUUAACAUAUUUUGUAUGUUAUAUGUAUUGCAUAUUGUAUUCUUACAGCAAAGUAAGCUAGAGAAAAAAUAUUAGGAAAGUUAUAAGGAAGAGAAAAUACAUUUAUAGUACUGUACUGUAAAAAAUCUGCAUUAUAAGUGUACCUGUGCAAUCCAAACCCCUGUUUUUCAAGGGUCAACUGUAUAGUGCUUGCUUUUGCUAGAACAGACCCUACAGCUUAAUGACUUUGAGGCUUACACAUUCUGUAGAAUAGGGUUGCCAGAUUUAGCAAAUAAAAAUAAGGAUGCCCAGUUCAAUUUGAAUUUCGGGUAAAUUGUAAGUAAUUUUAAAUAUGGCCCAUUCAAUAUUUGAGACAUAUUAAAAACAUGUUGCUUAUCUGAAAUUCAAAUUGAACUAGGCAUCCUGUAUAUUAUCAAGCAACCUUACCCAGGAGAAAAAUUUAUGUUAGUUUCUCAAGUUCUUUUUUUCUUUUUUUAAUUUUUUAAUGUUUAUUUAUUGUUGACAGAGAGAGAGAGAGAGAGAGAAACAGAACGUGAGCAGGGGAGAGGCAGAGACAGGGAGAAUCCGAAGCAGGCUCCAGGCUCUGACGUGUCAGCACAGAGCCCCACCCUGGGCUGGAACUCAGACUGGGAGAUGGUGAGCUGAGCUGAAGUCCCCAGCUUUACAGACAGCCACCCAGGCGCCCCAGUUUUUCAAGUUCUAAAUCAAAUGACUGUUCCUAGAUGAAGUCUUAAGUGACUUUGGGGGGUAUGUUGUUUUUUCUCUUUUAUACUUUUAUAUCCCAACAACGUAUUCUAUCCAUGUAAGGUGCUUUAUUUUUCCCAUUCAGACUUCUAUGGGGAAACUGUUUUAUGUUCAUCUGAAUUCCCAAUCAUGAAGAAGUUGAAUGAUUGAAAUGGUUAUUAAAUGGUUAUUGAGUAAACAGUUACUGAGAAUCACUGGGUGUAAGGAAAGAAGGGGAACUAGCAUUUGUGAAUGGUCUUUGUAUGAUAAAUAUGGUGCUCACUGCUUUGCAAUGUUUAAUGCUCAUUAGGGCCCUAUUAUAAACGGUUGGGCAGUCUUUGGCAGAUCACAUUCUCUUGAGGCUUAUUUGACAUAAAUAACUGAUGUCAUUCUUAUUUCCAUCUUUUUUCUGAGAGCAGAUCCUGGGUUUAGUUGGGGUAGAUCUCAUGUUUCCACAGCAACAAUAAGUCCUUUAAGAGUAGAGAGGGACAGGAAGUGCACUUUGCCCUUCCGGUUUGCGCCGGAGAGUUCAGCAACCCGGAAGUGACGCUACCCGGUUGCACAUGGCCGCGUCCCGUAAGGAUGCCGCUCGUAGUGUUUUGCGGGCUGCCAUACAGCGGCAAGAGCCGGCGGGCGGAGGAGCUCCGUGGGGCGUUAGCGGCCGAGGGCCGCGCGGUGUACGUAGUGGAUGACGCGUUGGUGCUGGGUACGGAGGACGCGACGGUGUAUGCCGAUUCGGCCCGUGAGAAGGCGUUGCGCGGGGCCUUGCGAGCCGCAGUGGAGAGGCGCCUCAGUCGCCACGAUGUAGUCAUCCUCGACUCGCUUAACUACAUCAAGGGCUUCCGCUACGAGCUCUACUGCCUGGCGCGGGCGGCGCGCACUCCGCUCUGUCUGGUGUAUUGCGUACGGCCGGGCGGUCUGAGUGGGGGACCUCGGGUGGCUGAUGCGGUGGACCACCGAGGCCUGAACCUCAGUGUGAGUUGGAGGCCGCGCACUGAGGAAAGAGGGAGACCUCUGGCGGUGGGCACCCCUGUCCUCAGGGAACCACAGGCAGUGGACUCUGUAGCAAGCGGGAGAACCCAAGCAGUUGUACCUAAGGAACUGGAGCCAGAGGAAACCGGGGUGCCAGAUCUUCCAGCUCCUGUGACUUCAGAAUUUGAUACAUGUGAAAAGCGUAUGGUCAGUACCUUUUACUCUCCUGAACUUAUGGAGGCACUGACGCUGCGCUUUGAGGCUCCCGACUCUCGGAACCGCUGGGACCGGCCCCUGUUCACCUUGGUGGGCUUAGAGGAGCCAUUACCCCUGGCAGAGAUACGGGCUGCCUUGUUUGAGAACCAGGCUCCCCCACCGCAUCAGUCUACACAGUCCCAGCCCCUUGCCUCCGGCAGCUUUCUGCACCAGUUGGAUCAGGUCACCAGCCAGGUGUUGGCAGGACUGAUGGAAGCUCAGAAGCGCGCGGUCCCUGGAGACUUGCUUAAGCUUCCUGGCACCACGGAGCACCUGCAGUUUACCCGGCCUUUGACCAUGGCAGAACUGAGUCGCCUCCGACGCCAGUUUAUUUCCUACACCAAAAUGCAUCCCAACAAUGAGAACCUGCCUCAGCUGGCCAACAUGUUUCUGCAGUAUCUGAGCCAGAGCCUGCACUAAACAGAGGAGGUGUGGGGGGAAAGCCCUGGCUCCUUGUCUAACCUCCACUGCUCUCUGUGUUUCUUGAUAAAGUAACCUGAAGGUCUACAGAGCAUGUUGAUGUGUCGUACUACAGCUGUUGUGACUGAUUUUACUCACAUUUUCCUCUGAGUGCCUCUGUUGUGACAGGCCUUGAGUUACAGCAUAAAUUGAGACUAGAGAAAAUGGAGAACUGGCUUGGAGGAUCUUGGCAAUUUUCUCCAGGACAGAGCUCAGGUGGACAGGAUUUGUUUAGAUUGGGUUCUACCUGUGGUGUCACACGCCCAGGAUUUCCCCCAUCUGAAUUGUAGGAGAGCAGACUGGAUGGAUGAAUUUUUUUUUAAACAAUUGUGAGUGGAAACUGAAGAUGAGACAGUUCUGCAUCUGCACUGGCCUUUCUUUCAUACCACAGUUUUUAAAGUACUGUGUCUACUUUUUGCUAGUCUGUCCUAGGGCCAGGGGUCACCGAUAAAUCCACUGGUUUCUGUCCUUGGGAAGCUUUGGUUCUAGUGGAAGCAAAAGCCAUAACUAUUAGAGUUUACAUCUAAUAAAAUCUUUUAGAAGAAAGUCUGCUGGAAUCUCUUUUGCUUCGUGUAACUUAAUGUUCUUCAUGUAAUUUACUUAAUGUAACAUUUAGAGACACAUGUAUCACUGUUAUGCCUUUGACCAAAAUAGUACUUUGACAGUGCUUGAUGAGAGACUGGAUAUUUGGUCUAACCUAGAGUGAUGAUGACAACUUCCAUAAGUGUUGUGCUUCAUUCUUUAUUUCAAGGCAAAUAUCACUUUAAGCUUUUUCAUUCUUUCACUGAUUUUAUUAAAUAAAAAUCAGCACUUGUGAUUUUCAAA